Molecule: messenger RNA, 840 nt
Organism: Sclerotinia sclerotiorum 1980 UF-70
Lineage: Eukaryota; Fungi; Ascomycota; Leotiomycetes; Helotiales; Sclerotiniaceae
Exons: 2
Coding region: 1-840 (279 amino acids)
Biological process (GO): cytochrome c-heme linkage
Cellular component (GO): mitochondrion
Molecular function (GO): holocytochrome-c synthase activity
Source: RefSeq, a predicted model, not a curated record
AUGUCCAAAAACGAUUCAACACAAGGCAUAGAAGCCUGUCCCGUUGACCAUGCAACACGCUCCGCAUGGCUCAAAAACAAUUCCAGUAAACCACCUUUUCCAGGCGUAACCCCUCCAGCGAAACCGGGCCCAAGUUGUGAUUCUUCUACUGUUGAUCAAGCCACUCCUCCCACACAUACGCCCUCGAGUUUCUUCUCUAGAUUAUUCUUAUGGGACAAUUCAUCUUCAACACCUUCUCAACCACCAACUACUUCUAAAUCAACAACCUCUCAACCCCGCCUUGGCCUCGACCGCGAAAUAUCCACCAUUCCCCGCGCCUCCCCUACUCCAAAUGAUACCCCAUCCUCCUCUACAUCUCAUCCUGCAAAUUCUGAAUCUGAGUCAGGCGUCUCCACAUCCGGUAACUGGAUUUACCCCUCCGAGAAAAUGUUCUUCGAAGCCAUGAAGCGCAAGGGCCAUCAAUCUGAUGCCGCAGAUAUGAAGACUAUUGUGCCAAUUCAUAAUGCUGUCAAUGAGCGAGCAUGGAAGGAGAUUAGGGAGUGGGAGGCAGGCUGGGGAAGUGAGAAAUGCGGUGGACCUCGUCUCCAUUCUUUCCUCGGGCUUUCGCAAACGCUCUCCCCAAAGGCUCGCAUCAAUACGCUCCUAGGAUAUACCGCUCCCUUUGAUCGUCAUGAUUGGGUUGUUGAUCGUUGUGGCAAGAGAGUCGAUUAUAUAAUAGAUUUUUACGCUGGCAAAGCAUCUCCAGAUGGAAAUGGAAAAUUAAAUUUCUUCCUAGAUGUUCGGCCCAAGUUGAAUACAUUGGAGGGAUGGAAGAUGAGGGCCUGGAAAUUAUUGAACUAA